This is a messenger RNA of Salarias fasciatus (jewelled blenny), 1728 nucleotides long. It is a transcript of the gene ap2s1, whose product is annotated as adaptor related protein complex 2 subunit sigma 1. The transcript has 5 exons. Gene Ontology annotation, biological process: intracellular protein transport; clathrin-dependent endocytosis. Gene Ontology annotation, cellular component: membrane coat; AP-2 adaptor complex. The coding region runs from base 154 to 582 and encodes 142 amino acids. Gene Ontology annotation, molecular function: clathrin-cargo adaptor activity. Lineage: Eukaryota; Metazoa; Chordata; Actinopteri; Blenniiformes; Blenniidae. The record is from RefSeq and is a predicted model, not a curated record.
CAAGGCGCAGUGUUGUACUUCCUAUUAGCUUGUGGAAGAUAGCGGACGAUCGGUCGAAAAAAAAAAUACCGAUGUAUUAACGUAAAUCGAUUGCAUAUCUGCUCAGGAACACUUUAUAGUGGAGUAAUUUGGGUCCGUAUUUAGGAGACGAAAAUGAUCCGCUUCAUCCUCAUUCAGAAUCGAGCAGGGAAGACACGAUUGGCCAAAUGGUACAUGCAGUUUGAUGAUGAUGAGAAGCAGAAGCUGAUCGAGGAGGUGCAUGCUGUGGUCACUGUCAGGGACGCCAAGCACACCAACUUUGUGGAGUUCAGGAACUUCAAGAUCAUCUACCGGCGUUAUGCUGGCCUGUACUUCUGCAUCUGUGUGGACGUGACUGAUAAUAACCUGGCAUACCUCGAGGGAAUCCACAACUUUGUAGAGGUGCUCAAUGAGUAUUUCCACAAUGUGUGCGAACUGGAUCUUGUAUUCAACUUCUACAAGGUGUACACGGUGGUGGACGAGAUGUUCCUGGCGGGAGAGAUCCGGGAGACCAGUCAGACCAAGGUCCUCAAACAGCUCCUCAUGCUCCAGUCGCUCGAGUAGAAGAUGAACAAAGCGCCUCUCCUCCUCUGCUGCCCUGGCUCCCAAACCGACCGCCAUCACCCUCCUGCCCCCGGCAGAGCCCUCAGGUCUGCUUAAGGGGGAAUAUUGAGAAGAAAACAUUGUUUACAUAUAGAUAUAUAUGUUUAAUCGUCUCGGCAUUGUGUGUUUUGAAUGAUGUCUGUACGUGUUGUACUGCUGAGGGUGUCAUCCAGCUAUAAAGCGUAACAGUACAUUUCAGAGUGUUUCAACAUUUCAUACACAGCGGCAUCCUGUUCUCUCCCCCCAAAAGCCAGAGCCUGCAGAGCUUACUCAUUUCCUGUAUCAACUAGUUAGUCAUUGCAUUUAUAUCUCUAUGCAGUGUGGAAAUCAGUGUGACACUGCUGUCUGUCCCCCAACCCCCCCCCCCCCCAUUAACCCCCACAUGUAUUCAAUGGCACUACUGUACCUGACAAGCACCAUUUAAAGACCGACCGAGGUCACAACAGCCUCGAAGCUGCAGAUCCGCGGGCGUGAAGGCGUUCGUGCACGUCCAGUGCGCCUCUGGUGACGUGAGAUCAGGCGGUUGAGAUGCUGAUGUGCUUUUCAUCGCAUUUCAAAUGAAUUGAGAUCAACCGGUGAGACUGGUCACGUCAUAAGGUGCUCUGUUGGUCACUCUUUUAAAAAAAACAAAACACUUAAAACAACUCCGACGAACCCCGACCUGGACGUAGAAACUAUAUUUUACAUAUAUCAGUGCAGUUGUUUUGCUCUGUAUAGUAUAUUCAGACAGUGUAUUUUGUGUUGAAUAUUGUGAAAUUGACACAUUUGUUACAGAAAGACUGGUUCCCGGGAGAUCCAUACAUUCCACUCACUUUCCGUACAAUACAGAACAUUUUCAAAUUCCUCUCACUGAUUGAUUAAAUUGAACUCGUUCCUCCACUGGAUCUGAACCAUGUCCAGUCACAAAGGUGAUUUCACAUGUUCUUGUUGAACUUUUGUAUUUUCUUUUUUAAGUGAUUGGGCAACAGUGAAAUAUGAAAUAUGUACCGCUUCCCUUCACGUCCACCUGUGAGUUUGUUGAUGGAAGGUGUGUGUGUGUGUUACUGUGUCCAUGUCAGCAACCUGCAUCGAUACGUCCCAUUUUUGUGUAAAUAAAACAGAUGAAGU